Molecule: messenger RNA, 1313 nt
Organism: Selaginella moellendorffii
Lineage: Eukaryota; Viridiplantae; Streptophyta; Lycopodiopsida; Selaginellales; Selaginellaceae
Product: glucan endo-1,3-beta-glucosidase 11
Exons: 2
Coding region: 132-1193 (353 amino acids)
Biological process (GO): carbohydrate metabolic process
Cellular component (GO): plasma membrane
Molecular function (GO): hydrolase activity, hydrolyzing O-glycosyl compounds
Source: RefSeq, a predicted model, not a curated record
GCUGUAGUGUUGCCACUGCUCCUCUGUUUAGCUCGAGCAAGCGUUUUCGUUCGUCACUUCUUUCUCUCUCUUUUCCCUCCUCAUCGAUCAAUCGCAAACGCUUUGGGCGAUUCCUUCGAUUGAUUGAUUCCAUGGAGGCGGGAGUGGGAUUCAAUCGGCUGCUGGUGAUAGUGCUGAUGCUCGUCGCGGCUUUGGCUGCGCUGGAGGGCAUUUCUGGCGCGGAUGGAGCGAGCAUCGGCGUGAACUACGGGAGAUUGGGCGACAAUCUCCCAUCGCCGGCGCAAGUCGUGGCGCUGCUCAAAUCCAACAACAUAACCAAGGCGCGCAUCUUCGACGCCGAUCCCGCAGUGAUCCAGGCCUUCGCAAACUCGGGCAUCGAUCUGAGCGUCUCCAUCCCCAACGAGCAGCUCCAGCAAAUCGCCUCCAGCCCCGCCGCCGCCAAGGCCUGGCUGGACGCCUCCAUCGCCCCUUUCAUCCCCGCCGUCCGCUUCCCCGCCAUCUCCAUCGGCAACGAGGUCCUCACAAACAACGCGCGGUACGCCCCCUUCCUCCUCCCGGCCCUCCAGAACGUCCAGUCCGCGAUACAGUCGCACACCGCGCUGCGUACCGCCGGCACCGUGGUCUCCACGCCGCACGCCUUCAACGUCAUGGACGCGUCAUCCUUCCCGCCCUCCAACGGCGCCUUCAACGCCACCAUCGCCCUCAAGCCAGUGGUGGAUUUCCUGUCCACGUCAGGCAGCCCCUUCAUGAUCAACGUCUAUCCCUUCUUCAGCUACGCCGGUGACCCGACCAACGUACCGCUGGAAUACGCGCUCUUCGGCUCCGACCCGGGCGUCACGGACGCGCCCGCCAACCUCCACUACAGCAACAUGUAUGACGCAAUGGUGGACACGGUGACGUCAGCGCUCACAAAGCUCGGCUACCCGAAUAUGCCCGUGGUGGUAACCGAGACCGGGUGGCCUAGCAAGGGGGACGAGCCCGGCGCCACUACCGCCAAUGCCGCACGGUACAACCAGAAUCUCAUCCGGCAUGUGGUGUCUGGUGUGGGCACUCCCGCGCGGCCCGGCGUCACGGCGGAGACUUACAUUUUUGCGCUGUUCAACGAGGACCAAAAGACCGGGCCGGUGUCCGAGAGGAAUUUUGGGCUGUUUGAGCCCAGCCUGGCCCAAGUGUAUACCAUCACACUCUCAUAGUUGGUGCUUGCCUUAAGAUUCUUUUUCUUUUUUUUUUCGAUCUAGAAGGAUGAUGGUGUGAUGUCUAAUAAGUUCGAUGGGAUUUACCACGCGAUUGAAGAAAAAAGUUGUUUGUUUGCU